AUGGGCCCCGAGACAGCAACAGCGGGUCCUACAACCGCAGGAUAUUCUGCCUGGGACCCGCGGGGAUGGUCUCUGAUUAAAAAGCUCGCUGUCGCAGCCGGUGUUGUUGUGGUUAUUGUUGCUGUUGUUGUGGGUGCUGUGCUCGGAGUACGAGCAACCCGAUACCCCGAUUAUUCCCAACUCGACUACAGUUUGGUAGAUACCUAUUCUGGCUCUGAUUUCUUCAAUAACUUUUAUUAUGCGACCUCUGACCCGUCAGGUGGAUUUGUCCAAUACAUUGACCGAGCUGCAUCUGAAUGGCUCAACUUGACAUAUGCCACCAACACAUCGGCUGUGCUCAAAGUGGAUACCACAUACAGUGGAGAGGACGAGGUCGCUAAUGGCCGUCAAUCUGUCAGGAUUACAUCCAAUAAUACCUAUGCGGAUGGACUCUUCGUGUUCGAUAUUUUGCACACACCCUAUGCUUGUGGCAUCUGGCCAGCGCUAUGGCUCACAGACCCAAGUAAUUGGCCAGAGCAUGGCGAGAUCGAUGUCAUGGAGGCUGUCAACAUGGGCGAAUGGGGCAACCAAGCGACACUCCACACAUCAAGUGGAUGCAAUAUGGGCGUGAAGCGGAAGGAGACUGGCACUGCACUGUACAAGACCUGUUACUGGGACUCGCACGACGAAUCAGGAUGUGGUGUGAAAGGUGCCAAGACCACAUACGGACCUGAAUUCAAUGCACAGGGUGGUGGAGUCUAUGCAAUGGAGCUCCGUGACGCCGGAAUUCGAGUCUGGCAUUGGGUUCGCGCAGAUAUCCCAUCCGACAUUACAUCAGGAAGCCCUGAUCCCUCCACUUGGGGCAAGGCAUACGCUGAUUUCCCGAGUACGGAGUGUAACAUCGGGAAUCAUUUCAAAAACCAGAGCAUCAUUGCCAAUAUCGAUUUCUGUGGAGGUUGGGCAUCUGCGACGGAGUACUACACCACACAGAGCGGCUGUCCCGACAGUUGCGAGACGUUUGUGAUGGAUAACGCAUCAAAUUUUACGACAGCAUACUGGGAGUUUAAGAGUUUCAAAGUUUAUCAAGCGAGCACAUAG
Penicillium pulvis is the source of this 1077-nucleotide messenger RNA. Its product is annotated as glycoside hydrolase family 16 protein. Gene Ontology annotation, biological process: glucan catabolic process. Bases 1 to 1077 code for a protein of 358 amino acids. The record is from RefSeq and is a predicted model, not a curated record. Gene Ontology annotation, molecular function: hydrolase activity, hydrolyzing O-glycosyl compounds. The transcript is spliced from 3 exons. NCBI's taxonomy places the organism in Eukaryota, Fungi, Ascomycota, Eurotiomycetes, Eurotiales, Aspergillaceae.